Molecule: messenger RNA, 1430 nt
Organism: Alternaria alternata
Lineage: Eukaryota; Fungi; Ascomycota; Dothideomycetes; Pleosporales; Pleosporaceae
Product: thiamine pyrophosphokinase
Exons: 1
Coding region: 195-1139 (314 amino acids)
Molecular function (GO): 8-oxo-dGDP phosphatase activity
Source: RefSeq, a predicted model, not a curated record
UCAUCUUACUCAAUAUACAGUUUAUGAAUAGCGAGGGACGUUGCCAGGAAUAAGGAAGGAGCCUCGAGAUAGUCGUUGCCGAUUCAGCACGCCGCCCCCACCUGUUCGGAGGCAAGUAAGCAGAUGACGCAGCUCGCGGAACACCCACCCUCCGUCACACGAGAACCCAACAUACAUCACAUACUCCACCCACGAUGUCUCUCACAAACCUCGACCUCGUAAACCAAUGCGAUGGUUUCCCGUAUCCCGAUGUGAACUCGGAGACAUAUCUGGCAUCGAUAAACACUUACUACCAGCUGCGCGUCUCAGGCUACAAUUAUGCAUUGGGUUACAUGCUCCCGUCUGUUGUCGAGGUGUUCCGUGGGGUACCCAGCUGGGAAAUUGACGAUGACGCUCGCAUCCUCUACCUCGUCGGCGGUUCUACUGCGGAUGAGCGAUCGCAAGCGGUAGAAACGACGCUGCUGGCUAUGCGACAGACGGGUCACUUCAAGGUACUGGACAAGUGGCGAGGAGAACUGUACGCCGUGUAUGGUAUUGGCAAAGAACUACUAUUCAACGUGGAGAGGAGCGCCAGUUGCCUAUUUGGCGUAGUCACGUAUGGGGUGCAUCUCACAGCGUUCACAAGAAAGGAGGGGGAAUUGAAAAUUUGGACACCGAGACGGGCGCGUACCAAGCAGACAUACGGUGGUAUGCUAGACAAUGCGGUAGCGGGCGGCAUUGCAUCGGGUGAGUCGCCAUUUGAAAGUCUUGUGAGGGAGUGUGGAGAAGAAGCCUCGCUUGGGGAAGAGUUGGUUCGGUCAAAGGCAAAAGCGAGUGGCACAGUCACAUACUGGUACAUUCGAGACGAGAGAGCAGGAGGGGAGACGAACUUGAUGCAGCCAGAGGUUCAAUACGUUUAUGAUCUCGAACUUCCCGAAGACACGAUACCAAAGCCUGGCGACGACGAAGUUGAGGAGUUCUACCUGUGGGGUGUGGAGGAAGUGCAAGAAGCUAUGAGGAGGGGCGAGUUCAAGCCCAACUGCGCGCUGGUCGUGCUAGACUUCCUAGUUCGCCACGGCAUUCUCACUACGGAGAACGAAAGAGACUACAUUGAAAUUGUGAGUCGGCUGCACAGAAAGCUCGAGUUUCCUACGCUGUAAGGACGUAGACAAGGUGGUAUUGUCUCGCAAGGGGUGCGAGUGGGGCCAACGAGUCGAUUGGGGGUAUCCAGACGCCAUACCGAAAUUUUAAGCCAGAUGAUACCAAAACCACUACACAUGCUGCCAUGACGCCUGUUGUAUGCUUACUUUUGUUAUGCUCUGGAGAGGACGAAGGUGCUAUGCAUUACGAGUGCUUGAUGAGCAUGUAGAUGUCGUCGAUCUUAAGGCCGCUGAGCUUCCUGUGCGGGCCCUCCAUGUAUAGCAGCAGGCCGCCGAAACUGGCAAAGUACU